Naegleria lovaniensis is the source of this 453-nucleotide messenger RNA. RefSeq lists its product as uncharacterized. Gene Ontology annotation, molecular function: mRNA 5'-UTR binding; small ribosomal subunit rRNA binding; structural constituent of ribosome. Lineage: Eukaryota; Heterolobosea; Eutetramitea; Acrasida; Naegleriidae. Gene Ontology annotation, cellular component: cytosolic small ribosomal subunit; ribosome. The record is from RefSeq and is a predicted model, not a curated record. Gene Ontology annotation, biological process: translation; ribosomal small subunit assembly; maturation of SSU-rRNA from tricistronic rRNA transcript (SSU-rRNA, 5.8S rRNA, LSU-rRNA). The transcript has a single exon. Bases 1 to 453 code for a protein of 150 amino acids.
AUGCCACCAAAGAAGGAAAGAAAAGCAAAAAUUGAAACCGCAUACUACGGUCCAAGAAAGGGUGAAAACGAACUUGUUUUCGGUGUUGCUCACCUCUAUGCUUCUUUCAACAACACUUUUGUUCACGUUACUGACUUGUCUGGCCAAGAAACCAUCGUCAAAGUUACUGGUGGUAUGAAGGUCAAGGCUGACAGAGAUGAAGCUUCUCCAUAUGCUGCUAUGCUUGCUGCUCAAGAUGUUGUUGUCAGAUGCAAGGAUUUGGGUAUCAAUGCUCUCCACAUUAAACUCAGAGCUACAGGAGGUGUCCUCACAAAGACUCCAGGUCCUGGUGCUCAAUCUGCUUUGAGAGCUUUGGCUCGUGCAGGUGUCAAGAUUGGAAGAAUCGAAGAUGUUACUCCAAUUCCACACGAUUCCACAAGAAGAAAGGGUGGUAGACGUGGUCGUAGAUUGUAA